This is a messenger RNA of Armigeres subalbatus, 4235 nucleotides long. Its product is annotated as acetylcholinesterase. The transcript is spliced from 12 exons. Gene Ontology annotation, molecular function: acetylcholinesterase activity. The coding region runs from base 324 to 2231 and encodes 635 amino acids. Lineage: Eukaryota; Metazoa; Arthropoda; Insecta; Diptera; Culicidae. The record is from RefSeq and is a predicted model, not a curated record. Gene Ontology annotation, biological process: acetylcholine catabolic process in synaptic cleft; choline metabolic process. Gene Ontology annotation, cellular component: plasma membrane.
UGAAAAUAUUAUCGGCAGAUUCAAUAAAAUUCUCCAAAAUCGGUUUGUUUGUUGAUACAUUGAAACGAUCUCCACAUGCAGAACACACGUUUAGAUUUUGCGUUUUGCGUCCAUCACCUGCAAACGAUUUAGUAACCUUUUCUAACAUGGAUUAAUAAGAAAACAAUUCAUGGCAUCAAUCGUAUCCAGUGUCAGUGAGUGAGGAAUGUAAACCGCUGUAAACGGAUCCAUUAGUGAAUAACAAAACAGGAUAAAACCAUCGGUUUCCAUUGUGAAAACAAAGAUUGAUUAAGUGCAUCGUGUGCGCGAAAAGUAGUAUCAAAAUGCAAGCGGUAGUACGAUUGUGGUUCAGAAUGAUUUCCCUUCUGCUGUGCAUAGCUGUGAUAAGCCCCGCUUAUGGAAUCUUCGACCGGCUGGUGGUUCAAACGAGCAGUGGCCCCAUCCGGGGUCGUUCAACAAUGGUGCUAGGCCGAGAGGUGCAUGUGUUCAAUGGAGUUCCGUUCGCGAAACCACCGGUCGACGGUCUGCGCUUCCGUAAGCCCGUUCCAGCUGAGCCGUGGCACGGUGUGUUGGAUGCCACACGGUUACCCCCAUCAUGUAUUCAAGAAAGGUAUGAAUAUUUUCCCGGCUUCGCAGGCGAAGAGAUGUGGAACCCGAAUACUAAUGUAUCGGAGGAUUGCCUAUAUCUUAACAUUUGGGUGCCAACCAAAACCCGUUUGCGCCACGGUCGCGGUCUAAAUUUCGGAAACAACGACUACUUCCAGGAUGAUGAUGAUUUCCAGCGCCAGCACCAGUCCAAGAGUGGCCUUGGCAUGCUAGUGUGGAUAUACGGCGGUGGUUUUAUGAGCGGUACGUCAACCCUAGACGUAUACAAUGCCGAAAUGCUGGCGGCGGUUGGGAACGUAAUCGUCGCGUCCAUGCAGUACCGAGUGGGUGCUUUUGGAUUCUUCUACUUGGCACCGUACCUGAACGAUGACGAUGCACCCGGAAACGUCGGCCUGUGGGAUCAAGCGUUGGCGAUCCGAUGGCUGAAGGAAAACGCCAAAGCCUUCGGAGGUGAUCCGGACCUAAUAACACUGUUCGGCGAAUCGGCUGGUGGCAGUUCGGUCAGUUUGCAUCUGCUGUCGCCGGUUACCCGGGGCCUAUCGCACAGAGGCAUUCUGCAGUCCGGAACGCUGAACGCACCAUGGAGCCACAUGUCUGCCGAGAAAGCUCUCUCCGUUGCCGAAGCGCUCAUCGAUGACUGUAACUGUAAUGUGACACUAUUGAAGGACAAUCCAAAUUAUGUGAUGAACUGUAUGCGGAAUGUUGACGCCAAGACCAUAUCAGUGCAGCAGUGGAAUUCAUACUCGGGAAUUCUGGGAUUCCCAUCGGCGCCGACAAUCGACGGCGUGUUCAUGACUGCUGAUCCGAUGACAAUGCUUCGGGAGGCGAAUCUGGAAGGCGUGGAAAUUCUUGUGGGAAGCAAUCGAGAUGAAGGUACCUACUUUCUGUUGUACGAUUUCAUCGAUUAUUUCGAGAAGGAUGCAGCGACGUCGUUACCGAGAGAUAAGUUCCUGGAAAUAAUGAACACCAUCUACAGCAAGGCGUCCGAGCCGGAGCGUGAAGCGAUUAUAUUCCAGUAUACCGGCUGGGAAAGCGGCAACGAUGGCUAUCAAAAUCAGCAACAGGUGGGCCGCAGUGUGGGGGAUCACUUCUUCAUCUGUCCCACUAACGAGUUUGCCCUGGGUCUGGCCGAACGAGGUGCUUCUGUGUACUACUACUACUUCACUCACCGGACAAGUACUUCGCUGUGGGGUGAAUGGAUGGGUGUGCUGCAUGGCGACGAGGUGGAGUACAUCUUCGGACAACCGAUGAACAUAUCGAUGCAAUACCGACAACGGGAGCGAGAUCUCAGCCGACGAAUGGUGCUUUCGGUCAGCGAAUUUGCGCGAUCUGGCAAUCCGGCUCUCGAAGGUGAGCAUUGGCCGGUGUACACGAAAGAGAACCCUAUUUAUUUCAUCUUCAACGCGGAAGGUGAGGAUGAUCUUCGAGGAGAAAAGUACGGCCGAGGGCCAAUGGCGACGGCGUGUGCGUUCUGGAACGAUUUCCUGCCCCGACUGAGGGCUUGGUCAGUGCCACCGAAGCCGUCCUGCAAUAUUCUGGAGCAAGUUUCGGCUGCAACCAUCAUGUACGUGGACAUCAAAAUCGUUACCGUGCUUAUAGUGUUCAUCCUCGUAAGAUUGUUCUAAGCUCCUAUACUUCAUACACCCACCCACCUCACUCUUAUGAAGAAGCGAUAUCACAGAUUACAACUAGAGCAGGUUAUAUUGGAGCUUUACAUGUGGUUAUUAUCCACCAUUUAGAGAACAUAAAACUGCAGCGGGAAGACGUGUUUCGAGUUCCAAGUGUGAGCUAAACUUGGAACAAGCAAUUUGCUAUUACUCGGCAAGAACGUAAUUAGUGGAUGACAGAUUGGAACUAAGGAGGAGUUGCCAAAGUGAUUUGAACGGCCAAUGUCCCAGAUGGAAACGAAAAUCUCGAGAUGGAUUCGUCAAUACUCGAUACGAUUGAAUGCAUAUCUAGAGCUUGAUUGGUGAGGCGCAGGCGCUUUUUACACCAUCGUUUUGUUGAGACACACACACACACUGACACACUUACAGACACAUUCGCACGCUUGAAUAAGACAAAUGAUGAAAGCAUGGUUCCAACGACAAUCGAUUGAAUGGUUUGAGAUUGAAUUCAACUUAAUAUAUCGAAAUCAAGUUCCAUAUUUGUGGAAAUAUACUUCCAAAAUUAACAAAAGUAUUCAAUCAACCAUCAUUCAAGGGGAUGUCGUACGACCACGAUGGAAGUCAUCAAUAAUAUCAAACGAAACAAAACCUCCACAUAGGCGAGCGUAUGGCAAAGGAGUUUGACAUAAAUUUUAUACGAGCAUGAGAAAACCAUUAGUUCUUAGUGAUUGGGCGUAGAAAAGAAAAAAAAUACUUGUUGGAUGUGCUGUUAAUUUACCUGCUUCAUGUGAACUUUAUCUUUCCGUUCAGAUAAAUCCGGCACCACCAAUCAGGUGCCGGAAGCAUUUUAUUUACAAGUUGGCAAAACAGUAGUAGAGCUGAUGAUAGAUAACUGUUUCGAUGUUUUAAAUGUUAAAGUGUACCAAAGAAUAUGACAUAAAAAUUACAGACACGAACCUAAUUACUAAAACACAUAUCAAUGCACAUUCGAUGGUUGAAAGUCUGCCGUGUAGAUUAUGUAUAUUGGAAAAAAAAUAUGAUAAAUAAAAGUGACGGAAAGAUAUAUCUUUAUGAAAUGAAAUAAUUUACUAUUCAAUGUUUCAAGGCUAAAACUUUUUAUUUGUCUGAUUUGGCUGAUGUGCAUAAGUUUGGUUCGCAUUAUGAAAUAGUAGUGAUAUUCACUGUUGAGUAUGUUAAAUAUUAAAAAUUACAUAUCAGUGAAGGGUUACCAUAAAUAGUAUGUAAAAUAAUCAAAUUUUCCAAAAGACCUAAAUUUCAGAACACUUUAUUCAACCCUUUGAAGUGCAAAUUAUGUGGGAACGUUAUAUACCCUAGAACCAGAUACAUAUCACUAAAGUUUAGAGAAACCAAUAUGGAAACAAAGAUAAUGACUGCACGCUUUUUUGUGUGUCGUAAAACUACGAACAAAUCAAACCUAAGUAUUAAUGAUAAUGGAAUAUAUAAAGUCAAGAAUACACUUUUUAAGCGCCAUAACCCACCCUCCUUUUUAUAAAUAUACCAUUUUAUACACAAAAUUUGAUAACAAGAAAAGCCACAAAACUGAUUUAACUGUCCUUCCACCAAACGUAUUAAGGCAAAUUACGUAGAAUCAAAAUUAAUUGAAUAUAUCAUAAACGAAAUACAAAUAUAACUAAAUAAGUGUUAGAUGCAGGCAACACGUUUUAGGCUCCUUUGUAGACGAGCAUAUCCAAAGUGCAUUUGUUGUGAAUCGUGCACAUCUCCCACAAGCAAAAAAAAAACAAAAAUGGAAGAAAAAUGAAAAACUUAUGAUAAUAUUGGCAGGUUCUAGUUAAGCUGUAGCGCGUAUUUUAGGCACCACAAUACACACUAAUCAACACGCAUCGAGAAUCUCAUUGUUGCGUUGCUGCAAUGCAAAUCAGUUGGUCGACAGAUUUAAAUUUUUCCAAUUGCUAAAAUCACUUUUCCAUAUUUACAGCGAUGAUGAUUGGCUUCACUAGUUUAUGACUUCAAUGUGUGGUAGGUUUUUUUAAGUUAUUUUGU